Molecule: messenger RNA, 4380 nt
Organism: Eleginops maclovinus (Patagonian blennie)
Lineage: Eukaryota; Metazoa; Chordata; Actinopteri; Perciformes; Eleginopidae
Gene: nfatc1
Product: nuclear factor of activated T cells 1
Exons: 11
Coding region: 256-2886 (876 amino acids)
Biological process (GO): cytokine production; regulation of transcription by RNA polymerase II; calcineurin-NFAT signaling cascade
Cellular component (GO): transcription regulator complex
Molecular function (GO): transcription factor binding; RNA polymerase II cis-regulatory region sequence-specific DNA binding; DNA-binding transcription factor activity, RNA polymerase II-specific
Source: RefSeq, a predicted model, not a curated record
ACAGCCAGCCAGCAGAGCCAGGAUCCCCGCGUCUCCACACAGCGACGAAAAUAGCUUUAUGACCAUGAACUUAUUCCACAUGUUUUAAUAUAUUUUAGCGCAUUUUCCCUUUUUGGAUGCGACUUUUUGGGUUAUUCUCGCUCUCUGUUAGCGGUGAUACAGUGAGUGUGGAUCCUGAGCAACAGCUGUGGAAUAUAUAAACUCCGCUAUAUGGAUAAGGCAUCUGCAGCUGUUUGAUUCCAGACGAAGAAGAAAAUGAAAUCCGCAGAAGAGGAUGCAUAUGGCUACACGCCAAACGUCAGUCUCUCCCUCCCACUGGGCAACCCAUGUCUUCCCUCCCAGUACCUCAGCCUCCAGUCCGGCCCCACUAUAUCUGUCUCGGUCACAGAGCCUCACAGUUACGAUUCCCAGGACGACAUGAUAGCGGGCGGCUACUAUUCAUCCUCCGGUGUACGCCCAAACGGGGCCCCGACCCUUGAGAGUCCUCGCAUCGAGAUCACAGCCUACGGUCAGUUUCCUGAGGAUGAGGUGGAGGAGAGCAACCUUCCUGUUGCCAAGCGGGUCAAUUCCGUAGUGACGCUGACCCUCCCCAGUGCAGACAGUUACAGAGACCCAAGCUGCCUGAGCCCGGCCAGCAGCAUCUCAUCCCGCAGCGGCCACUCCGACGCUUCCUCCUACGAGUCGAGCUUCUCCUACAACUAUGACAACUCACCCCAGAACUCUCCCUGGCAGUCGCCCUCUGUGUCCCCCAAGGGAUCCACCCUCGCUCUGCCAGGCGAUGGCUUCACCUCUGGCGGAUCUACUCGCAACUCUCCCUCCACCUCCCCUCGCACAAGCGUGACAGACGACACCUGGAUGGGUCAGCGCGGCUCCAGGCCAAACUCCCCUUGUGGUGCAAAGAGGAAAUACAGCUUUAAUGGCACCGGACCAGUGCACAAGCAAUACCCGUACUCACCAAAUCACUCCCCAGGACUCUCCCCGCAGACCUCCCCUCGCCUCAGUAUCACAGAGGAAAGCUGGCUGCCAAACACCAACCAGUACACCAACUCGGCUAUCCUGGCAGCCAUCAAUGCCUUGACCACAGAUGGAGUGACCGACCUCGUUGAGGGGAUCCCCAUUAAAGCCCGGAAAACCAGCCUGGAGCACAGCCCUACCAUCAGCUUGAAGUUGGAGCCCGGAGGUGAGGACCUGAUUCCAGGGGAGCUCGGUCAGGAUGAACAACGGCUGCCAUUAAAGAAGGAGGGCUACUGCGGUGGGUUUCUGGAUGUGCCACAGCACCCGUACUCCUGGUCCAAGCCAAAGCAAUAUGUCAGCCCAUCCUUGCCUGCUCUGGACUGGCAGCUUCCGUCCAGCUCGGGGCCGUACAGCCUGAAGAUUGAUGUGCAGCCCAAGUCCCACCACCGAGCCCACUAUGAGACGGAGGGCAGCAGGGGAGCGGUGAAGGCCCUGGCAGGAGGACACCCUGUCGUGCAGCUCCACGGGUACAUGGAGAGCGAGCCCCUGACCCUGCAGCUGUUUAUUGGCACAGCUGAUGACAGGCUGCUGAGGCCGCACGCCUUCUACCAGGUCCACCGCAUCACCGGGAAGACAGUGUCCACCCCGAGCCACGAGGCCCUGCACACCAACACCAAGAUCCUGGAGAUCCCACUGCUGCCGGAGAACAACAUGCGGGCCAUUAUCGACUGCGCAGGGAUCUUGAAGUUGCGUAAUUCGGACAUUGAGUUGAGGAAGGGGGAAACUGACAUUGGACGCAAGAACACUCGUGUGCGAAUGGUUUUCAGAGUCCACAUCAGCCAGGCCACGGGGAGAACCGUGACCCUGCAGGCCUCAUCCAACCCCAUUGAGUGCUCCCAGAGAUCGGCCCAGGAGCUGCCGCUGGUGGAUAAGCGGAGCCUGGAGACGUGUGCGGCCCUCGGGGGUGAGAGGAUGCGCAUCGACGGACACAACUUCCAGCACGACUCCAAGGUGGUGUUCGUGGAGAAGGCUCAAGAUGGACACCACCUCUGGGAAACUGAGGCCAAGGUAGACAGAGACGCCUCAAAGGCUAAUUCAUUACUCGUUGAAAUCCCUCCCUAUCGGAACCAAAGACUCUCCACUCCGGUCCAUGUCAACUUCUACGUCUGUAACGGCAAGAGGAAAAGAAGCCAGUACCAGCGCUUCACCUUCGUCCCCGCCAAUGUUCCAACAAUAAAGACGGAGCCGCACGACGACUACGACGCCCCUCUGGUGUGCGGGACCGGGCAUCCGAAGACAUACUUCCCCUCACAGGUCAUGACCCCCAUGGUGACCUCUGACCUCAGGCCAUGCGUGGUGGGCGGGUCUUACUCUGUCAGCCAGCAAAGAUUGGCAGCCAAGCCCUCGUCCCUACCCACCUCCUCCACCCCGAGCCCCAAACUGCACGACCUGUCGCCCCCGCCCUUCUCCAAGUGCCUCUCUGGCAGUCCAGCUCUCCAACAACCGGGCCAACAGUCCCCUGUCCCACACAUCUCCAUCAUCCAAGAGACCCCCGGGCGCUACCAGCCACCCAUUCUCUACCCGCCCAGCAGUUCCUCCUCCUCAUCAUCCCCAACCUCGCAGGCCUCCACCCCGACCGACGGCCCUUUCUCUCCGGCCUUGUGCGUGACCCCCCAGCCGGUGAGUGGCAACACCAGCCCGCCAGCUCAGCAGCACCCCAAGGUGCCACAGAGGGGGCGGGGCUCGCUUCAGGAGGACGGCAGCCCCUCGACGCUGGCUGUCAGCAUCAAACAGGAACCGCAGGAGCUGGACCAGAUGUACCUCGAUGAUGAUGCGCAGAAGGUCAAAGCCAGAUCAAAUAGAAGAGAGGAGGUCAGUCAGUUCAGUCUGGGCCGGGAAGAGCACACAUGGCAGCAGAACGACCCGCUGUAGGAGGGUGGAGAUGAGUCAACGAGAUCAUCAGGAACGACCUGUCGAGCAUCUCUGUCCACAGCCACGCGUAGUUUCCCACCAAACUGACACAGGAGUAAAAAAUAAAGGGAAACACCAAACAAGAUUUGACAUUGUGCUUUUCAUGCUUGGACUACAGCGUGCAGAAAAGCAUCCAAAGAAAAUGCAAAGAGAACAAAUGUAAAUGUCCAGAUGACCAGGGUCCAAUGUGUGCCUUGUUUUUCAUAUAUAUAAUGCCUUUACUCAGAAAUUAGCACAUGAAUGACUUUUUUGUAAAUUGAGUAUAGCAAUCACAGCUGCCACCCCAGAGCAAAGUAUGCUUUUAGAGGACCAAAACAUUUUUACAUGUCUUUUUUGCUGCAGUUUGUAAAUGAUUCAGUGCCUAUGAGUUAUGUUAUUUGUAUAUACAGUAUCUGCCAUGCUUCAGUUUGCAUAUCUGGCUUUACAGAGGGACAAUUUAAAAGAGAAGUGCCUUUUUGACUGGAAACACGAAGACGUGGCCUUAGUUUGGUGUCACACCUUCAACUUGAAAGAAUUUAUAAAGAUAAUGUUACUUUUCCUGAAAAGUUGCGACAAAUGGUCAUGGUAAAGUAAUGACAAAAGAAAGUUUAACAGUAGCACAAAUAGAGAAGAGCCACCAAAAGCUAUACCAGUCGUACCAGACUAGGAGAAGCUGUAGCAAUGAAACACCUGAGUGUUAAAUUGAUUAAAGGUUACUUUUCAUUUGUCAUAUUUUCAACUUUACGUUUUUAUUUACAAAAGCUGCAUGGUUUCACUUUAAAUUAUAUUUGGUUAGCAUUUGGUUGUAAGCAUGGCGUCAAGGUUAACACAAUUGAAUACAUUUUGUGUAUUUAAAACCAACAAUUAGCACUUAACCUGUGGUCUGGACUUAGUUAUAGUUUAUUAAGUCACUUAAUAACAAUGACAGUACUCUACAGAUGAUCAUUUAACCAGGAAUUAUUUCUUUUUGUGUAGUUAAAGAAUAUUGAGUUAUUUUUACACUUGAAAACAACAUGAUCUCUGGAGUACACUUUUCUGUUUUUUAUCAAAGAAAAAAUCAUCUCAGUUGUACUUUACCCCUGAAGCUAUGCAAUCUGCCUGUAGUCUCUCAAAGAACUCUCUCAUCCAAAGAAUACUUAACACAAACAGCAAUACGAAUAUAAAAUUCUUUCGGGUUUUUGUAUUUUCAUAUUCAUUGUCGUAGCAUGUGCUCUGUUUAUUCAUGUUAAUCUUACAGCCUCUUUUACAUGGUUACCUACAUAAUGUGGUUUAUCUACUCAUUUGUACUCUUUUAGUAAAACUUAAUGAGCUUACACACUUAGUUUCAAGUUUUUACAUGUAUUUAUGAGUCUUAAUCCUUAUAACUGAAGCCAUACUGAUACGUUUACAGAGGGGGUUAUUAUAAGUCUACAACUCGUUAUUCUGCUUUGUGACUUAUUUUGUGUAUUUGUCAAUAAAUAAGCUUCAUCUCUUGUA